Molecule: messenger RNA, 543 nt
Organism: Paramecium sonneborni
Lineage: Eukaryota; Ciliophora; Oligohymenophorea; Peniculida; Parameciidae
Source: the annotation of a GenBank genome assembly
AUGUUAGACCCAUUUAGAAUGGCAACUGUUCGUAGAUAAUCAGAAUUAAUUAAAUCUAAUAAUCUACUCAUAGAUUAACCAUCAAGAGGUAGACAAUUAUCUACUUAAUCUAAUCAAAAUUUAACUGAAAUUGUAAAUCAAUGCAUUCAACGUUCAUAACAUUCUAUUGAUGCACUUCAAUAAAUUAGAGCCAGAUCUAAAGAUAGAAGAAGUUCAUAUAAAAAAACAACUAGAUAAUCAACUAUUUGCAGCUAUAAAAGAUAAACAUCUCCUAGUUUUAAAUAAGAAAAUCAAUCUCUCACAUCAUCAAUCUAAGAAUCAUUAUCCACUUAAUAACCUGUUAGAUUAUUUAGUUUUAUUGAAAAUGAACCUAGUUUUAGAGCUAAAGAUAUGCCAUUAUAAAUUAAUAAAUCAAACUUAGAAGCCAAAAAAAAACCUAUCAUCCAACUCAAGGAAAAUUAAAGAAGAUUAACUAAUAUUGAUCAAUUAUUUUAAGAAGCCUUACUUAAAAGUUAAUAAAUCACAGAAAAGUUUUAUAACUGA